Molecule: messenger RNA, 447 nt
Organism: Vicia villosa (hairy vetch)
Lineage: Eukaryota; Viridiplantae; Streptophyta; Magnoliopsida; Fabales; Fabaceae
Exons: 2
Coding region: 1-447 (148 amino acids)
Source: RefSeq, a predicted model, not a curated record
AUGGCGGGAAGAAACGACGAUACGAUUGCUGCUGCAAUGGAGGUUAUGGCUCAAGCUUUGGAACAUCAGUCGAACGUUGGUGAGAAUGAUGGAUCUCGCAGUUUGGCUACCUUCCAGAGAGAGAAUCGGCCUAUCUUCAAGGGUACCUAUGAUCCUGAUGGUGCAAUGACUUGGUUGAAGGAGAUCGAGAGAAUCGUCCGUGUGAUGGAUUGCACUCCAGAUCAGAAGUGGUUAGAGACUCGUCAGAGGUUGGAAGUUGCUGGUGAGGAAGUGACUUGGGUUGUGUUCUGUCGGGAGUUCCUAAGGAAGUACUCUCUUGAGGAAGUUCGUGGCAAGAAGGAAAUCGAGUUCCUUGAGUUGAAACAAGGAAGCAUGUUUGUUACUGCUUAUGCUGCGAAGUCUGGCAAGCUGGCCAAGUUCUAUCAGCAUUAUGAUGGGCCAUACUGA